Messenger RNA from Lodderomyces theae, 2511 nucleotides. It is a transcript of the gene CDC47, whose product is annotated as DNA replication licensing factor MCM7. Gene Ontology annotation, biological process: double-strand break repair via break-induced replication; DNA replication; DNA strand elongation involved in DNA replication. NCBI's taxonomy places the organism in Eukaryota, Fungi, Ascomycota, Pichiomycetes, Serinales, Debaryomycetaceae. The transcript has a single exon. Bases 1 to 2511 code for a protein of 836 amino acids. The record is from RefSeq and is a predicted model, not a curated record. Gene Ontology annotation, cellular component: nucleus; MCM complex. Gene Ontology annotation, molecular function: single-stranded DNA binding; single-stranded DNA helicase activity; ATP hydrolysis activity.
AUGGCUACUUCAGUUGCAACCACUACGGCGGCUGCUAUACUUCCUUCAAUCCAGGUCAAAGUCAACUACGCCGAUUGUAAGGAGAUUAUUCGUGACUUUAUACAAAAUUUCAAAGAUACAUCCGUUGACAUUGAUGAAUUGGUGGAGCAACAGGAACAAGAUGGCGACGUACCACUUCAUCAGGGUAAGUAUAUGAACAUCUUGCAAAAAGUUGCUAAUCGAGAGACUACCACCAUAUAUAUUGAAUUUGAUGACUUGAAGAAGUUUUUACAAAAUUUUGAUGCUGAGUCUACAUCCAUUUAUCAAGAGCUGAGACAUUUGUUCAAUACUAUUAUGAUCAAUACACAUCGGUUUGUGGAUAUUUUCAGUGAUGUUAUUGAUCAAUUGAUGCCAGAGCCAACGAGGGAUGUAUCAUACCAAGAUGACGUGUUGGAUGUCAUUUUAAGCCAAAGAAGAAUAAGAAACCAGCGUGUUGAACAAGAAGCUUUGGAUGAAUUGAAUCAAUUAAGGGAUGGACUUUCACAACCUAGUGAGCAGGACAACAUUGCUAACCCUACUGACCCAAACUUGUUUCCAGCAAGAUUGACAAGAAGAUAUUGUUUGUAUUUCAAGCCAUUGACUUUGGAUCAUGAUAAAUCAUUAUCAGUUAGGCAAGUUAAAGGAAAACAUGUCGGGCAUUACAUUACCUUGAGAGGCAUUGUUACCAGGGUCAGUGAUGUGAAGCCCAAUGUUUUGGUUGUUGCCUAUACUUGUGAUAAAUGUGGGUAUGAAAUUUUCCAAGAAGUCAAUUCAAGAGUGUUUACGCCAUUGUCAACGUGUAACUCCCCCAUUUGCUCAGCCGAUAAUGUCAAAGGACAUUUAUUCAUGUCCACUCGUGCGUCCAAAUUUUCCAGUUUCCAAGAAGUCAAGAUCCAGGAAAUGUCAAAUCAAGUACCAGUGGGACAUAUCCCUAGAACAAUGUCCAUCCACGUCAAUGGUGAUUUGGUGAGAUCAAUGAAUCCCGGUGAUACUGUUGAUGUAUCGGGUAUAUUUAUGCCGUUGCCAUACACCGGUUUCCGUGCUUUGAAAGCUGGGCUAUUGACUGAAACUUACCUUGAGGGACAAUAUGUCAGACAACACAAGAAACAAUAUGAAUUGAUGCAUUUGAAUGACACAACUGAUGCUAGGUUGGUGCAAUUGAGAUAUGGAUCAGCUAACGUUUACGAUAGGUUGGCCAAGUCGAUUGCUCCUGAAAUUUAUGGACAUUUGGAUAUUAAAAAGAUUUUAUUGCUUCUUCUUUGUGGUGGUGUUACCAAGGAGAUUGGUGAUGGAUUGAAAAUCAGAGGUGAUAUAAAUGUUUGUCUAAUGGGAGAUCCUGGUGUUGCCAAAUCGCAAUUGUUGAAGGCAAUAAACAAGAUUGCUCCAAGAUCUGUUUACACCACAGGUAGAGGUUCUUCAGGAGUUGGUUUGACUGCGGCGGUCUUAAGAGACCCCGUAACUGAUGAAAUGAUUUUGGAAGGUGGUGCUCUUGUUUUGGCCGAUAAUGGUAUUUGUUGUAUUGAUGAGUUUGACAAGAUGGAUGAAACUGAUCGUACUGCAAUUCAUGAAGUAAUGGAACAACAAACAAUCUCCAUUUCCAAAGCUGGUAUAACAACAACUUUGAAUGCAAGGACAUCAAUUUUGGCAGCAGCAAAUCCCUUGUAUGGAAGAUACAAUACCAAAUUGUCACCUCAUGAAAAUAUCAAUUUACCAGCUGCACUUUUAUCCAGAUUCGAUAUCAUGUUUUUGAUAUUGGAUCAACCAAAUAGAGAAAAUGAUGAAAUGUUGGCUCGGCAUGUUACUUAUGUUCACAUGCAUAAUAAGCAGCCUGAUAUAGUGGAAGAUGUUACCAUGGACAACAAUACCAUUGUGGAGGAAGAGCAAACUCCAAUUGAUUCCAAAACGAUUCGUGAAUACAUUUCCAAAGCCAAGACUUAUCGUCCAGUUGUUCCAAAAGAAGUUGGGGACUAUGUUGUUCAAUCGUAUAUAACCAUGAGAAAGGAGUCGUAUCGAAAUGAAGGAUCGAUAAAGAAGUUUAGUCACAUUACACCAAGAACAUUGUUGGGUAUAUUACGUUUAUCGCAAGCGUUGGCAAGGUUGAGGUUUGAAGAGACUGUUACAAUGGAAGAUGUUGACGAAGCAUUGAGGUUGAUUGAGGUGAGUAAGAGUUCAUUAUAUGCCGAUGAAGAAGCAAAUGCCUUGGCUAGAGAAGAUGAGUCCUCAACUUCCAAGAUUUUCCAAAUCAUUCGAUCAAUGGCCAUUGAUGAUCGUGAUGGACUGUUGAAGCGUAAUUUGUCGAUGCAAGAUAUCAAAGAUAGAGUAAUUGGUAAAGGUUUUACUAUACAGCAAUUGGAGGAUUGUAUGUUUGAGUAUGAUGGUGUUGGAUUGUGGCAGGUUAUUGACAAUGGAGAAACAUUGAUGUUCACCAAUGCUGCUGGCGAUGAUGAUGAAGAAGAAGAAGAACACGAAGCAGGAGAUGAAAUGAGAGAUUAG